AAGUUAGGUUCCACUGGGAUUCGUGCUGGCGCCUCUGCCGCUUUUUCCAGCAGCUAUGGAGGCAGCGAAUGGCAAACGGUCAGAUGACACCCUUGGCCAAGCCAAGCCUUCAGAGCUGCGAGGCGCAGCAGGUCAGCCGCUCGGGGCGAGACUGCGAGGUGCUGCCAAGCGCAGCUUGUCGGAGGAUAGCCUCAACAGCGGGGCCUCUCUUUCCCGCACGCUUGCCAGUGGAGCCUUCCGUCGAGCUGCCAGUCAUGGCCGACUCUUGGACGAUCAAUCAGCCCGCAGUGUCGCUAGCAGCCUGGGGGCAGUGAUGCGCGCUGCGACGACAAUCCAAAGCGUGCCUGGCUCCAGCGACGAGCCCAUGGAAAGCGCAGGCGCCGAGGCCACGCCGUUGAAGGCACGGCCUCCGCCUGGCAGCGGUGGUGGCACAGGACGCUGGCGCGUCCGCGCCUACGAGGGGCCAGAGGACUUCGACAGAAUCCGUUCAGAGCUGCGGCAGCAGGAGAAGGAGCUCGAGCAUCAGCUGGAGCUGCGGCGAGUACUGCAGGCCAGCCUGAACAGCGAGCGCGAGCGCUCGGCUGAGCUGGCAAAGACGAACGCAUUGAAUGCCGAGUUGCUCAGGGCCUGUGAAGAGAAGCUGCAGGGCCAGCGGCGCGUCAGUGAUGCAGAUACCCAGGAGCUGGCAGACCAGGUGGAUGCCCUCCUCCUUUUGAAGAGGCAGCUCUACCAGCGCAUCCAGAGUCUGGAGCAGGAACGGACCAGCUUGCUGUCGCAGCGGGAAGAGGCCGUGAGCGACCGGUCUUGCGUUGCUUGCCUCGAUCGCCUGGCGAACACAGUGCUCCUCCGUUGUCGCCAUCUUUGCUGCUGCGAGGGCUGCGCCAAGCGCGUCACACAAUGCCCCGUUUGCCGCCAAAACGUGCGGGACCGGAUCACGGUCUUCAUGCCAUGAGGCCAACCUCCGCUGAGAUGGCGGCCAUCGAGUGAUCGAAUUCCCUGUUUGUGGGGUGUGUGGCGAGGUCCGCCUGAGAGGUGCUGUACAGGCAAGCGACGUGCAUGCAGGGGUCUCCAGGGCCAAAUCAGUUCCUGGUGCACCAUCCAUCUUCCACUAGGCUGGGUGUCUUUGAAGCUGGCUGUUGAGAGCGCUUUGCACAUUGGAUCUUCCGUGCCUCGCUAGGGGUGUGCUUUGGUGAGGACGGAGUGCACAUUAAACGAAAGCCACACUCGAGCAUAGCCCGCUGCAAGACCGCAUUUGAAUGGAAGCUCCCAAGCUGCCUGCUGCAUGGAUGAAGCUGGGAUCUUUACCUGGGCUGUGCUGGCAUCGUGGCUUGAUGACUGCAUUGGCAUAAUUGCCUGCUCUUGAAGUCAUGGGUUGAGGCAUGGGCUGUGACAUGUGUUGCCU
This is a messenger RNA of Effrenium voratum, 1402 nucleotides long. The record is from the annotation of a GenBank genome assembly. Lineage: Eukaryota; Dinophyceae; Suessiales; Symbiodiniaceae.